Molecule: messenger RNA, 1952 nt
Organism: Closterium sp. NIES-67
Lineage: Eukaryota; Viridiplantae; Streptophyta; Zygnematophyceae; Desmidiales; Closteriaceae
Source: the annotation of a GenBank genome assembly
CUGCUGCUGACAAUGCCGUUUCGUCUUGCUCCGCGUCCUCUAGACUAGAAUCGCCGUUUGUUUCGCGCCUUGUUCGCGACGUCAUCGUCUCGCCUUACCGCCACGCGCAGCGGCGCCACCACUGCCUUGCGCGCUGCUCUCGUAGCAUCGCCUGCCGCGUCAUCCACGCCGCUCCGCAUCCGCACGGCCCCCAGUCCACCCGCCUCUCCCACCCACCCGCUCGUCGCCAGCAGCCGCACCAGGCCCGCCUGCCGAACGAGAGCUGCCCUGCCGCCCUCUGGACUUCCGCAUGGUCAGCCCCACACGUGACGUCACGUCGCCCCCAGUCACCUGUCUGCCCUCCGCGCCAUCCGACGCAGCCUCGCAGCCCGCUACUGCGUGGUGCCUCGCGUUUUAACUCCAGUUCUUAUUCGUCCAUUCAGCCUUUGUCAUAUCUCCUCGUCAUCCACCUCCCAGACCAGCUCUCCGCCCGUCCGCCACGCGCCUCUGCUUCCUUCCUUGCUUCCCCCCAUUCCCAUCAUCCCUCUCCCCCGCAACCCCUGUGUAGUCGCGGCCGCCCAACGGCAUGAGCGGGGGAGGGCGCGAGGGGGAGGGGGAGGAGGGGCGCGGGGAGGAGGAGUUCCUGGAGAUGGGCGAGGGGGGCGAGGGGGACGAGGGGGACGACGAGCUGGUGGAGAUCGACAGCGGAGAUGAUGACGUCAUCGCGGCUGACUUUGAUGACGAGGACGAUGCCCCUGCUGAGCUGGCAGACGAUGGCAUGGGGCAGGAGGAGGAAGGGGAGGGGGACGAGGGAGGGCAUGACGAUUCGGUUCACGUCUUCACGGCGCACACAGACAGUGUGUACGCGGUGGCGUGCAGCCCUCUGCCGGGCGGCAGAGUGGCGUCGGGCGGCGGGGACGAGGUGGCGUACCUGUGGACCAUAGGGCAAGCUGAGGACCCCAUCAAGCUGUCAGGCCACGUGGACAGCAUAGCGUCGGUGGAGUUCAGCGGGGACGGGCGGUGGGUGGCGACAGCGGGGCUGGACGGGGUGGUUAUGGUGUGGGACGCCAACACGGGGGAGAGGAGGCACCGCCUCGAGGGGCCGGGGGAAGGGAUCGAGUUCCUGACGUGGCAUCCACGUGGCGCGGUGGUACUGGCGGGGUCGGAGGACCUGACGGCGUGGAUGUGGAAUGCGGAGACAGGCGCGUGCAUGGCUGUCUUCACCGGCCACAGUGCGGGGGUCACCUGCGGGGCCUUCUCCCCGGAUGGCCGGGCGGUGUGGACAGGGUCCACUGACGGGUCGGUGCGCUGCUGGGACCCCAGGACGGCCGCCACCACCGCCACACUCGCAGGCCCCUUGUUCCACACUGACGCCAUCACGUGCCUGGCCAUGGCACCGCAGGGCUCCGUGGGCGCGGCUGGAUCGUCGGACCACAGCGCAGCGCUCUUCGGCCUGCAGCAGCCCAAGGUGCUGGGGAAGCUGACGGGCCACAUGGACUCGGUGGAGGCCGUCGUCUUCAACCCCCUGGGGCCGACGGUGGCGACGGCGUCACUGGAUGGCACUGUGCGCAUCUUCGACAUCAACUCGCUGCAGCUCCGAUCCACAUGCACACACCAGGAUGGGGUGGUGCAGAUGGCAUGGGCACCAGCAGCGCCGCUGCUCGUGACGGCAACGGCUGACGGCGCACUGCAUGUGUGGGAUGCGCGCACGGGGGACAUCCAGAAGACCCUCCGAGGGAACCGAGACGCCGUGCUCUCCCUCGCCCUCACGCCAGACGGAGCAUUCGCUGUGACAGGCUCCGAUGACCAAACUGCCCGUGUCUUCGAGUUGUUGUGACCCACGGCCUUCACCUCCUGCUGCCGCCCUCGAGUUGCUGCUUCUGUUUGUGUAGCAAUUUGAUCAGAUAGGCUCUCUUAUUGUCGAAAGUUGCUCCCUUCCUGUUGUCGAUCGCGGGCAUUCGCCUUUUGCUCUG